This is a messenger RNA of Meloidogyne enterolobii, 552 nucleotides long. The record is from the annotation of a GenBank genome assembly. Lineage: Eukaryota; Metazoa; Nematoda; Chromadorea; Rhabditida; Meloidogynidae.
GAAGAGGAAGAAUUAGUUGUUGAAUGGAGUUCUGAUUGGGAGAGUAAAUGGAAGGAUUUGGACUGUGAGAGAAUUUUUGGGGGAGAUUUUGUGUAUGCGGCAAUGAAUAAAAUUAAAAUUGGAGAUCCGUUAGAAGAAGAAAAUCUUCCGAUGGAUUGUUCAAGUAUUCAAAAUAGAAAUGGAAUGAAUAAAUAUUGGAAUAAGAAAACUACUAAAGAAGAAAAAAAUUUUCCUUUGGCUUUUACUAGAGUUGUUUAUAAGGACUAUUUACUACUUGAAAUUGAAUUAGCUUUGCAUUACACUCCAGAAAAUUGGUAUUGUUACGUUGUCGACUCGAAAUCUUCUCCUUUAUUUUACUCAAGACUACAAAGAUUAGCAAAAUGUUUUCCAAAUAUAAUUGUAGCAGAAAAGAGAUUUAAUAUUUCUAGAGCUGGGCAUAAUACAAAUAAUGCAAUGAUUGAAUGUGCUAAUAUUUUGGCUAAACCUGAGAGACAGUGGAAUUAUUUAAUUAAUUUACAGGUGGAAAUUUUUUGGAAACAAAAUAUAGAGUAA